CGCGUUAUUCCUCUCCCCCAUUUGCACUUUAAUUUUGUCUGUGGUUUUUUUGAAGAGUAUAUAUUAUUAGCCAUGGAUCAUUCUUUCAACAGCGACAACAAUGGCAGCGACAACAAUGGCAGCGACACUAUCGAGCAGCCCCAGUACAGGCGGCACCUUGGACGUCGACGGAAUAGGCAGAUAGAUUCUGACUUUGGCACGAUCCAGAUGAGCAGCAGCUCUAGUUUUGGAAAUCGCAGUACGGACAAUGUCUCGCUGCAGCAGCCGCCCCGCCGCAUAGCGCCUGGCACCACGGCCGACACAACGACAAACAUUCCCGAAACAAACGUCCUGGCGCCCGGUGGAUGGGCGGUAAAUGACGGCACAGAGAUUCUGGCCGCACACAGACGGCCUUUGGCGCGGCGGCGGAUCCUGAACUGGGUCCUGCACUUUAUCAAGGUUGUUGUGCUGAGCAUCAUCGUCAUACUCCUGCUGGUCGCCGUAGGUGAUAAUGGAAUGCCGGCCCAUGCCGGCAAAUAUGACUCGAUGGAGUUUGAUUGGCAGCUCGACCCGCGGUCGUACUUAAAGCCGAUGAACCCGAAUUUCACACAGUACAAUAUUUUGCUCGACGCGCACUUGCACACGACGUACUCAGACGGCGUGCUGUCGCCCAAGCAGGCAGUCGAGUUUGCGCUGGCUAACGGGUACAACGCUGUCAUAGUCACAGAUCACCAGACGGUGGAUGGCGCAUUGGCAGCCAGGGCGUACGCCGAGGAGCACCUGCAGGGCCGCAUGACGGUGAUCCCUGGGAUGGAGUAUACGUGUUGCCGGAUCCACAUGAACCUCAUUGGAAUUAAUGAAUCGGUACCCGUGCACCCGCCAUCACCCUCGGAUGCCGAGCUGAAAGCGGUCAUCGACAAGGUGCACGGCAUGGGCGGGCUGGUUAUUGUCAACCACAUUCCGUGGUCUAACACCACGGUGCUGCCUUGGGAUGCACCGCGGCUUCCAAAUCAUCCAACGCGCGAGCAGCUUCUCGACUGGGGUGUCGACGGCUUCGAGGUGGUUAACCAAAAUACCGUUGACUUGCGCAGCUACCAAUUUGUCCAGGAGCACAGCAGCCGGCUCGUGGGUCUGACUGGCAGCGACAUGCACUACCCGGGUUCCUCCUACGCCUGGACGACCAUUAAUGCAAAAUCGACAUCAGCCAAAGACAUUCUCGAUGAAAUUCGCGCCCGCCGCACAUCCUUUCUUUUGGACGCCAGUGGGACGAGACCCGUCCAGGACCCGCCGUACAGCCAGUCGUACUUUAGGUAUGCACCCUGGGGCCUCCUGGGUGACUACUUCCACGGGUAUGCAGACCGCAGCCGCGGGAUGUACUCGUUCCAAGGGACGUUCUGUCAGGAAGAGGUGCUGGAUAUCCACAAUACGAUGAUCGGGUGGUUCUUCUUGUGGCUCAUCGUCUCGAUUGUCGUGCUCGAAAUCCUGUAUUGGUUCUUCCGCUGGCUCAUACUGCUGCUUGUCCGCCUGGCGAGGCGCAGGCGGUAGAAAUAAUUUUGAUCGGGAUCAAGAUAUUGAUUUUGGAUCAUGCACGUGAUUGUGGAGAUAAUAAGCGCAAAAGGGCUGGGGGUUUUCCUUCAAGUCAGGCCAUCGCGCGCUUAUCACCAGGGGACGUUCUUUGUGCGUGUGUGAAACAUGCGCAAUGAAGGACUAUUGGCUCGGGCAAACAGGAAACGAAUUCGACAUUUGAAUUCCAACC
Molecule: messenger RNA, 1735 nt
Organism: Kickxella alabastrina
Lineage: Eukaryota; Fungi; Kickxellomycota; Kickxellomycetes; Kickxellales; Kickxellaceae
Product: Polymerase/histidinol phosphatase-like protein
Exons: 3
Coding region: 73-1524 (483 amino acids)
Molecular function (GO): 5'-3' RNA exonuclease activity; 5'-3' DNA exonuclease activity
Source: RefSeq, a predicted model, not a curated record